ACGUCGUGUUUGGGGUGUGAAACACGGUGACAUGAUGGCAGGGAAAAAGAAACUUGGCCCGGACUCGUAUAUACGGGCCUUACCGUAUUCUGCUUUACGGUUCAUGGCUAUGCAUUUGGACACAGAUAGCAGAUGGAAAGACUUCGCGACUUUUAUUCCAAAAAGAUUGUCGUAUAAGCUACCUGGAGGAGGGGAGUUUCAAGAGAGAUAUACUACGAUGCAGAUCGACAUGUUUGAAGUCCGAGGCCGAAAACCAGAUGCAAGUCCUACACUUCUCAUCCUCAAUGACUGGGCUACACAGAACGCUCAGCUUAAACACUUACUCGAGGCAUUUGAAAGGGCGAAACUAAAUAUUGUUGCCGAUUACCUAUUGGAACAAAUGGGACAGAAAAAUUCAGCAAAGCUUGAGGAAUUAAAUAACAGAAAUAACACAGACGUAUCCUCUUUAACCACGAACUUGUCGACGAUGGAGGUCACAAAAGGUGAAAAUGAUGAUCCGAAAAAAAAUAUGUACAAAGAAAAAAUUAUCAUUCGCGACUUCACAUCAGACAGUACUGAUCAAUUAUCUAGUAGCGGUACCGAGAGAGAGUCAUCUUAUGCUUUUACUAGCAAGCCUUCCGCUGUCUUGGAAGCCGGUAAUUAUCCCAGCAAUAAGCACGCGACAAAGGUAGAGGAAAAACCAGUAAACGCAUCUGUUCCAUUGCCUUGUCAGUGUUCCAAAUCUGGAGGGACAAAAGACACUCCCAUACCAUGUUUUUGUACUUCUUCACGGGAAAUGAGUUACUCCAUGCUCCAGUAUUUUACCAAAAAUUUCGCCGAGUUAGAUGUGUCGAAGGGAGGGAAUAUGAUUGGCUGCGGAGGUUUUGGUGUUGUUUUUAUUGCCGAGUCGCCUCAUGGUUGCAAAGCUGCAGUGAAGCAGUUACGGCAUCCCGGCGAUCCAUUGAUGGAGAAACAGUUUCAAACAGAAUUAGAAAAAUUGUCUAAAUUCCGACAUGAAAAUAUUGUGUCCUUGCUUGGAUAUUCUAUCGAUGGUUCUAAAAAAUGUUUGGUGUACGAUUACAUGCCAAAUGGCUCUCUGGAGGAAAGGCUCGGCUGUUUCAGGAAAACAGAACCAUUACCAUGGAAACGUAGACUUGAAAUUGCUUUAGGAACUGCACGCGGAAUUGCAUUCUUGAACACUGAAGGUGAGGUACAUCGAGACAUUAAAAGUGCUAAUGUUCUACUUGAUGAAAACUUUGUCCCUAAAGUGGGAGAUUUUGCUACGGUGAGGACUGGACCAACAGGAAGCAGUACAACAGCAGUGGAAACAAUGCAAGUGAUCGGAACCUCUGCCUACAUGGCGCCUGAGGCUAUCAGAUUUGACGUUUCUGCCAAGUUGGACUCCUUUGCAUUUGGCGUAGUUCUAUUAGAGGUCCUGACCGGAUUAGCACCAAACGACCCCCGUCGUGAGGAGGCCGAUCUUUGGAGCUAUGUACAGGAAAAGUGUGAUGAUGACGGUGAGAUAGAAGAGCUGCUCGAUAAAUCUGCUGGAGAUUGGAAAACAGAUAUCGCCAUUGCUCUGUAUGUCAUUGCCCAGAAAUGCCUUCAUGAGAGAAAGAGAAAACGUGCUCUUGUGGUGGACAUUCUGCCUGAUCUGGAACAGUUUGUGCAGACAUGUUGUUCCGAUACGUUUGUGUAGUAGCUGUACUGUCCCACGCACACAGUCGCUGUACUGUAUCUCGGAUCAGCCCUGGUCACAUAAUCGCUGUACUGUAUCUCGGAUCAGCCCUGGUCACAUAAUCGCUGUACUGUAAUUCAGAUUAGCCCUGGGUACAUAGUCGCUGUACUGUAUCUUGGAUCAGUUCUGGGGACAUAGACGCUGUACUGUAUCUCAGAUUAGCCCUGGGUACAUAGUCGCUGUACUGUAUCUCAGAUUAGCCCUGGGUACAUAGUCACUGUACUGUAUCUCGGAUCAGUUCUGGGGACAUAGUCGCUGUACUGUAUCUCGGAUCAGUUCUGGGGACAUAGUCCCUGUACUAUAUGUCAGAUCAGCCCUGGGCACAUACAUUUGUAGUUGCUGUACUGUAUCUCGUUUCAGCCCUGGUCACAUAGCUAGUCGCUGUACUGUAUCUCGGAUCAGCCCUGGGUAUAUCAUCGCUGUACUGUAUCUCGGAUCAGCCCUGGGUAUAUCAUCGCUGUACUGUAUCUCAGAUUAGCCCUAGUCACAUAGUUGCUGUACUGUAUCUCGAUCAGAUCAGCCCUGGGUACAUAGUCGCUGUACUGUAUCUCGGAUCAGUUCUGGGGACAUAGUCGCUGUACUGUAUCUCAGAUCAGUUCUGGGGACAUAGUCCCUGUACUAUAUGUCAGAUCAGCCCUGGGCACAUACAUUUGUAGUCGCUGUACUGUAUCUCGUUUUAGCCCUGGUCACAUAGCUAGUUCUGGGUAUAUCAUCGCUGUACUGUAUCUCUGAUCAGCCCUGGGCAUGGCCUGAUCAAAGUAGACCACUACACCAGGGAAUUAAACCUUGGACCAAUGACGUAUAUUAUAACAGUGACGAUUCAGUCAUCAGUAUUCUUGAGGAUGAGUCAUUGGUGUUACAAAAUAAUUUUAAAUUCUUUAGAAUGUACAUUAAUAUAAGUAUUGCAUUUUAAUGUAAAUCUAAGGUCAUAAUCAUAUCCUUAUGAAAUAAACACAUGUAAUUAAUAUGAGUAAUGUAGGAUAGAGAAUACAUAAUUUCAGGUUAUUAAAAAGAGCGAAUGAAAAUUUUUUCGAUGAUUUAAUACAUUUUGAAAAUUUCAAUGAGAUUUUCAGCAAAUUUAUACUGUAAAUAUACACUCUGUAUAUAGAAAAAAAUUUGUAAUGUCAACCUAAAAUUAUCCAUAUAAUACCUGUCAAUGAUUAAAUUUUUGGCUCUUGAGAAUAAAGUACAUUUAAUUUUUUGGUACUACAUAUGUAUAAUAUGUACUUGAAAUAUUUUUCACAUAAUUUUUUCGAAACAUGUUCGAUCUGAAGUUAUGAAUAUAUGAUGUUGUGACAAACUGAACAGUUCCUGUUUUAAAUUAGAAAAAGAAAGGUGGCUAAGAUACUGUUAUAUGACUAUCUUAGUAGAUCAAAUAUAGUAUUUAUAUGGAUAUAUAUUUUCUGGUACUUUUUAGCUCACCUGGACCAAAGGUCCGGUGAGCUUAUGCCAUGGUGCGGCGUCCGUCGUCCGUCGUCCGUCAAC
Molecule: messenger RNA, 3202 nt
Organism: Pecten maximus
Lineage: Eukaryota; Metazoa; Mollusca; Bivalvia; Pectinida; Pectinidae
Product: interleukin-1 receptor-associated kinase 4-like
Exons: 2
Coding region: 32-1678 (548 amino acids)
Biological process (GO): protein phosphorylation
Cellular component (GO): plasma membrane
Molecular function (GO): ATP binding; protein kinase activity
Source: RefSeq, a predicted model, not a curated record